ACUUAAAGAUGUAGAUUUAUGUUUUUGGUGUGGUUCAGAAGAUGAAUUACUUGAAAUUCCUUCUGAUAUGCAAGAAAAUUUGAAAACAGUUUAUCCACUUUGUGUAUCAUGUCAAAUUGAAGAUAAACAUUGGAAAGCUCGAUCUUCUAAAGCAUUUAAAAAACAAAAAAACCAAUAA
Racocetra fulgida is the source of this 178-nucleotide messenger RNA. The record is from the annotation of a GenBank genome assembly. NCBI's taxonomy places the organism in Eukaryota, Fungi, Glomeromycota, Glomeromycetes, Diversisporales, Gigasporaceae.